Molecule: messenger RNA, 1884 nt
Organism: Ixodes scapularis (black-legged tick)
Lineage: Eukaryota; Metazoa; Arthropoda; Arachnida; Ixodida; Ixodidae
Product: beta-galactosidase-like
Exons: 2
Coding region: 1-1884 (627 amino acids)
Biological process (GO): carbohydrate metabolic process
Cellular component (GO): vacuole
Molecular function (GO): beta-galactosidase activity
Source: RefSeq, a predicted model, not a curated record
AUGGUUGUGGCGGGGACACUAGUAACAACAAUCACAGCGUUGGUUUUGGUCUCGUCAACGUCGGGCGAACCGUCAUUUCGAAUAGACUACAAGAACAACCGCUUUCUAAAAGACGGAAAACCCUUUCGCUUUGUUUCGGGUGCCCUUCACUACUUCCGAGUACCGCAAGCUUCCUGGAGAGACAGACUGAUCAAGAUGAAGAUGGCCGGACUCAACGCCGUGGACGUGUACGUAGAAUGGAGCGGCCACGAACCCGAGCCCGGUCGGUAUCUCUUCCACAACGAAUACGACCUUGAACUCUUCCUUGAAUUUGUGCAAGACCUGGAUCUUCUCGUUCUCUUCCGUCCUGGCCCUUACAUCUGCGCAGAGAGGGACAACGGUGGUCUGCCCUACUGGCUACUCAGAAAGAAUGCGAGCAUGGUGUACAGAACUUCAGACCCAUCGUUCAUGGCAGAGGUGACGAGAUGGUUCGACCGUCUGCUUCCCCUGAUGAAGCCGUACCUUUACGAAUAUGGAGGACCGAUCAUCUUGGUUCAGGUGGAAAACGAGUACGGUGCCUACUUUGCCUGUGACAAGAAGUAUAUGAGAGACCUCGCGUCCCUUCUUCGGAGGCACCUAGGACACAGCGUGCCCCUGUUCCUUUCUAACCAAGGUGACGAGUCGCACUUUAGGUGCGACAGGGUUAGUGGUAUCCUACCCACGGUGAACAUGAACGCUCAUGUCCCGGUCUGGAAGGCCCAAGAGGUCUUGAGCAGAGUUUAUCCUAGGAGAAGAGGACCUCUUGUCAUCGCCGAGUACUACACCGGUUGGAUGGAUUAUUGGGGUGGCCGUCACGUAUCUGUUAAUGACAAGAGAAAUGUCAGAACAUUCAAGUCAUUGAUGAACGCUGGAGCUUCGGUGAAUUUCUAUAUGUUUCACGGUGGCACCAAUUUCGGUUUUACUAGCGGAAGCUCCCCACCUUGGGUGACCACUAGCUACGACUACGCCGCUCCCUUGUCGGAGGCGGGAGAUCCAACGCCAUUGUACUUCAUGCUGCGAAAUGCGACCGCAAAGUACCUCCCUCUACCGCCAGGGGAUGUACCGGUUGCCACGCCUAAGUUGAAUAUCGGUAGAUUGUUUCUGUACUGGAGCAUAUCACUUGUGGAUGUGUUGAAGCACUUUGCAGCAGAAGGCACCCUAAAGAACGCUACUUCCCGUCACCCGAUGACCUUUGAGGAAUUUGGACAAGCGCACGGUUACGUGGUGUACAUGACGAGAAUCCAAGGCAUGUCCAAGUCUCCAGCUAUACUGGAAAUCAGGGGAAUGAAGGACCGGGGAUAUGUCUCUACGGGGAGAGAAUAUUCUCUCUUGGGUGAAGGGCACGCGGUGUUAUCGGUCCCAAUAGAAGCCAACCAAGGAGAUGUACUGAGCGUCAUUGUGGAGAACAUGGGCAGAACGAACUUCGGCAAGAAGAACCACGAUCCGAAGGGAAUACUCUCCAGCGUCACAUUGGACAGGACGGUCCUGAUCAACUGGACCAUGGUGGGCGUGCCAAUAGAAAGCGUGGACAACGUCAAGACGAUCGCAAGUCUGGCGGGGCUCAGCCUUCGCACCGGGGUCCCACGCUUCUUCGUCGCAUACUUCCAUCUCUUCGAGGGAGAGACACCUAAAGACACCUUUUUGGACCCCACCGGCUUCGUGAAGGGAGUGGCUUUCGUGAACGGCAUCAACCUGGGCCGUUACUGGCCCGGCAGGGGACCUCAGGUGACUUUGUUCGUGCCCGCGUCGUACCUGCAUCCUCAUCCACGCGAGAACACUAUCAUGUUACUCGAGAUGGAAGGCACCACCGGCGUCUUCCUCAGCGUGAACCUCGUGAGCGAGCCGAAGUUGGACGGGCCUUUGUAA